AUGGUGCGCCCGGGAAUGAUGAGAAGCGGUGGUCGAGGCGGUAUGGGAAUGGGCAUGCGGGGCGUUCGCGGAGCUCCGUUUUUGAACAAGAAAACCUUCCUUCCUCGUCAUCCGUUCGAUUUGACGCUCGCCGAAAUGGCUUUUCCUCGGGUGCAAGCAGCACAGGAUGAUGCAGUGCUGACCAAUGCACUCGUGAAACGGAGCCAGGAUCUUACCCCGGCCGCUUCGGAGCAAACCGCAAUUUCCAACCUCGUCGCGAAGGUUCAGAGCGUGCUGGACAACAUAGUUCUUGCCCCCGGAGACUUUACCAAGUGCCAGCUAGAAGAGGUACGCCAGGUAGGAUCGUACAAGAAAGGCACUAUGAUGGCCGGGAACAACGUCGCAGAUAUUGUCAUAAUAUUGAAGUCUUUGCCAACGAAAGACAGCGCCGAAGUGUUGGGUAAGAAAGUGGAAGAAGACUUGGAAAAGUCUAUGAAAACAGAGGUUGUACCCAAAGCUGAGGCCCUCUCGCUGGCCUACUCGGAGAAGGGAUUCGAAAUUUCGAAUUCACUCGCAAAGGUUCGCUGUCUGAUUGCGACGCUGCCGCAAAACAUGCGCAAACUGGAGACGGAUAAGCAUUUGGAAUUCAAGAUCAUCCAAAGCCACCUGGCAGCCAUACGGCACACUCGAUGGUUCGAGGAAAAUGCACACCAUUCGACGAUAAAAGUACUCAUUCGUAUUCUCAAGGAUCUCUCCCGUCGCUUUGAUGGCUUUAAGCCGUUGAACCCGUGGAUUUGCGAUCUGCUCGCGCAUUCCGCCAUCAUGAACAACCCAAGCAGGCAAGCUCUGCCCGUAAAUGUCGCAUUCCGACGGGUAUUUCAACUGCUUGCUUCAGGGCUGUUCGUCCCCGGCUCGGCUGGCAUUACGGACCCAUGUGAGGUAGGCCACUUUCGCGUACACACAUCGAUGACGCUGGUUCAGCAGGACGAAUGCUGCAUGACGGCACAAACCCUGGUGCGCGUGCUGGCACACGGUGGGUAUAAGAACAUCCUCGGGUUUGUAGAAAACUCUACCGUCGCGAAGGAAAUGUCUGUCUGGGAUGGCGUUGUGGUUUCCCCGAUGGAACCCGCGUACGAGAAACCAUCGGAAAAGAAGGAAGGAGAAGAAGACGACAUGGAGUGCGUUGAGGGCGAAACUAUAGAUGAAACUGUAGAACAGCUAGAAUGAAUCUCUUGAAUCCUGCGAUAUCAGUUUAGUAUUAUCCGUUAGAGAUAUUAUUUUAUUUUAUACGUUUUUUUAUGAUUCUGGCUCAUGUAAGC
Molecule: messenger RNA, 1298 nt
Organism: Anopheles nili
Lineage: Eukaryota; Metazoa; Arthropoda; Insecta; Diptera; Culicidae
Product: interleukin enhancer-binding factor 2 homolog
Exons: 1
Coding region: 1-1206 (401 amino acids)
Source: RefSeq, a predicted model, not a curated record